CCGAGCAGCGGAGCAGGGAGAGCGGGCUGAGGCUGGACUACUGCCCGGCACAGGACUCAAACAUGUCGGGGGAAAAGACCACGAGUCCCUGCGGGAAAUUCCAAGCGAAUAUUUUUAAUAAAAGCAAGUGUCAAAACUGCUUCAAGUCCCGCGAGCUGCAUCUGUUGAACGACCAUGACAUGGAGCAGCCUAAACCCAUCUAUGGAGGCUGGCUGUGUUUGGCUCCUGAGGGGACAGAUUUUGACAACCCGAUGCAAAGGUCACGGAAAUGGCAGCGGCGCUUCUUUAUCCUGUAUGAAGAUGGCAGCCUGCACUUUGCCCUGGAUGAACUGCCAAGCACUUUGCCUCAGGGGACAGUGAACAUGAAUCUGUGCACAGACAUCACUGAUGCAGAGCCCAGGACGGGACAGAGAAACGCACUCUGCAUCGUCACGCCGGAGCAGGAAAUAUUCAUCCGUGGUGAUAAUAAAGAGAUCAUUAAUGGGUGGAGUGAACAGCUCGCCGUCUAUUUGAGGACUAACAAGCAGAAUCAGAAGAAGAAACGUAAAGUGGAACCUGUUGCCAGCCAGGAACCCAGUCCAGCAAAGAUAACUGCAACUGAUCCAAGUUUUCCGUCCUCUGAGAAAGCUGCAGAGUCCGGCUGGCAGGAAGACAGGGGACCGGGUGAAACCCCCAUAUGGUCUGUCCCAGACUCAGAUCCCCCGGGCCCGGAGAAGACCCCUGCAGGCAACACAUCUAGCUACCUGUGCCUGGCCUCUGCUGGCACUUUCAGUAGCCCAGUUGGCUCCUUGGACCUGGUGACCGGUGGAAACUCUGACCCCGGCAGUAACAACCAGCUGGCUGAGUCAAACAACAUCCAAACAUCAGCAAACAACAAAAAACAGAACCAAGACAAAAGAAAUGGCAGCCCAACAGAGAGGCUGCUGGGAGGAUUGGAGGCCAAACAGAAAGAGCAGGAAGAAGAAGAAGGGGGGACGGCGGUUUCCAGGACGGGCAGGAGUGAAGCUCGCACCAACAAGCGAGAGAAGCUGCAGUCAUGUGGAGACAUAGUCCAGCUCACUGCACCCCCACCCCAGAGACGAGCCAAGUCUCUGGACCGCAGGACGUCUGACACCAUCAUGACGCCAGACUUAUUGAACUUCAAAAAAGGCUGGAUGGUGAAAUUGGAUGAAAAUGAGCAGUGGAAGAAAUAUUGGUUUGUACUGUCAACUGACAGUCUGAGGUACUACAAGGACUCGAUAGCUGAGGAGGCUUCAGAUCUCAAAGGAGAAAUCGACCUAACGAAGUGUUAUAAUGUGUCGGAGUAUCAGGUGCAGAGGAACUACGGCUUUCAGAUCCACACUCCAAAGGGGGUCUUCACAUUGUCGGCGAUGACUUCAGGGAUACGUAAGAACUGGAUCCAGGCUCUGAUGAAAAACGUCCGUCCAGCGAACGCCCCGGAUGUCGCCAGUUUACCUGGACUCCACAGUCCCUGCAGCCCACCUGAAGUUCUCCCAAAACCAGACGUGACUCAGGACUCUCCCCCCGCCGACGUCUCCACAGAGCGAGACCCCAAACACAGGAGCGUGAUGGAGAGACGGCGAGAGGGACGCUACAAAACCUUUGACUGGGCCGAGUUCAGGCCUCAGGCUAACAAACUGCCUCCGGACCCUCAGAGGAGUAAAGCUCUGUGCUCUCUGGAGUUAGGCGACCUGGAGAGGAGGAAGAGGAGGGAGGAGAGGAGGAGGAGGUAUGAGAGCAUGCUGGGCUUCCCUCUGGGCUGGGAGGUGGCUGGAGAUAAGACGGGAGACUUCCGAGCGAUCAGUCCGAAAUCACAGCAGAAAGUGGAGGAUGACAUCGAAGAGUGCUGGAGGCAGGUGGAGAAGACAAUUUUCAGACUGGAGAGAAAAGUCCCGAUAUUCCCUGAAACCAGAGACUCUGUGGAGGUGGAGAAGCUGCUGGACACCUACAGGACCGGGGUGGAGGAUCUGAAGUUCCAGUUGGAAGAGUCAGAGCGUCGCAGACUGGAGCUGGAGGCUCAGCUGAGUACGGCAGAAUUUUAUCAGCAGCAGAUGGACCCUCUUCUCAGUCCUGAAGCAGAUCUUUGCCCAUCGGACACACAUGAAAAGCCAGUAAACAGCAGCACACAGACCCCGAGCGAUGUGUGCACAGAAACCAGAGAGCUCUUACAACAGCAGGACAUUAUCAGCGUGCAGGAGCAGCUCAAUUUUGAAAUGCCUCGGUCAAUGCAUCAGACGCCCAGAAUCUGGCUGCACGACACGGAGGGCAACUUCCAAGAACUGGAAGAUCUGCUCCCUGACACGCCUUUAUUAUUAUCACCUGCGUCAGACAGCGAACAGUUGUUUGCCCCGAGUGACGAAGAAACUGUAGACUUAAACAUUGCAACAAUAAACCAGCAGAAUGAGCUGGACAAAGACGACCAUGAGCAGCUUCCCGGCUCAGAAACACAAAUAAACAACAGUGAAUAUGGUUCAUUAAAUCUGGAGACGCCUGAUGAAGGAGAUGACGACUCUCUGAGCUGCUGCGUGGAGCAACACAUACCUCCAGACCCGGCGCUGGUGAGGAAGCUGUCCCAGGAGGUGGAGCUGCUCACCAGCCAGAACGAGGCUCUCAACCAGCGCAACCAGGAGAUGCUAAACCAGCUGACAGAGGCCGACCGUGAGAUAGAGCGGCUGAAAGUGGAGCUCAGCAGCAGGUACACCGAGCCGCACCACCUUCCUGAAGUGGAGCAGCUCGGACAAACACGAGUAGAAGAUCUGGAGCAGGAGCUGAGCUCCAGAGACCAGCAGCUCCAGGAGGCCCAGACUUUAAUCACCUCCCUGGAGGAGAACCUGAGGGAGACGGAGGCGCUGCUGCAGCUGAACGCCCCGACAGAAACAGGAGAGACAGGACAGGAGAAUAAGGGGUACCUGCUGCGAUGCUUUGAGGCCACCGAGGCCAAGUUGACGCAGCUGGAGAGGCAGCUCAGCCAAUCAGAAAUUACCUGCAGGGAGCUCCAGAUGCAGAACGCAGAGCUGAAAGAAGCUGAGAAAAUCUACCGUCAAACAGCGGCAGAUGUGGAGGCUGAAAUCAGGAGGCUGAGUCAAGAGCUGGAGGAGAAGGAGAGGGUGGAAGAUGAAGUUAGUGACAAAUGUGAUUCUGGUGAAGAAAGGAUCCGGCAAGUGAUAGACGGGAUGGUCAUGAGGCUGAAAGCUUUGGAGAAACUACUGGAGGUGAUUGAGAACUUGGAUUUUAGUUUGAGAAAGGAGGAAGAGAGAGUGGAGAGUCAGUUGAAGCAGGAGGAGGAGUUUUGGAGUUUGCUGCUCGACAAUCUGAAGGUGGAGGAGAAACCUGAAGAAAAGCUUCUCAGAGAGACGACAGAACUUUUGUUAGUGGAGAAACAAAUUCUGCUUUUAGGGCAACGAUCACUCUCUGAGACAUGCACAGAUGAAGGGAGGGAAAGUGUGAAAGAUCUGGAUAUUAUUUGGGAUAUUGCAAGUGAGACAGAAACAAAGAUGGAUGAAAGCAGGAUGUUUGAUUUCAGCAACCAGCUGUAUGAGAUGAGACAUUUUAGAGGAAUCACACAGGUGAAAAUAUCUUUCCUAAACCAGCUCGCCUCCUCCGUCAACACCCCAGCUGCUGAAAAACUCCAGCUGAUGCUCGACAGGCUCUCCAACCAGCAUCCCUGCUCUGGCUUCAUUCACUCUGCAGCAACUGAAGCGUUUUACUGCUAUCAUUUAGGCUGGCUUCAGUCAAAAUACGAGAGAGAGCUUGAGCAAACAAAACAGACUCUCAUCUGCAGCAAAUGUGUCGACUUCAUGGAAGAAAACAGCGAGCUAAGAGUGAAACUGUCAAACUUAGAGGAGCAGUCGUCAUUGUUGUUGUUGAGUAAUAAGAUAAACACGAGCUGUCAGACAGAAGAAACUCACCCACAGGACGCAGAUGUUGAAGAAGAGGUAGCAGGUGAAUUAGGGGAAGAAGAGGAGAUUGAGUUCCUGGAGAUCCCACCUCCAUGUGCUGAAGCUCAGUCAGGGAUGCUGGAGGUAGAAGAUGAAAACAGAGAGGAAAGUGAUGCAGAGCCUUUGGACUCGGAGCAAGUUUUAGAGCUGAGAAGAAGAGUGGAGGAGCUGGAGGAGCGACUGGCCGUGAUGGCGGAGGAGAUGAAAGAAGAACUUGAUGGGAAAAUGAGUACUCUUCAGACGCAACAUGAGAAGGAGAUGGAGAAGCUGAAGGUCACGUGUGAGCGCGGCUUCGCCUCCAUGGAGGAGUCUCACCUGAAGGUCGUGGAGGAGCUGCAGCGCCGACACCAACAGGAAGUGGAGCGCCUCCUGCUGGAGAGAGACAGACUGCUGGAGGAGGAGAGCGCCGCUACUGCAACCGCAAUUGAAGCGAUCAAGAAUGCCCACCAGCUGGAGCUGGAACGGGAGGUGCAGAAAAGGAGUCAGUCAGAGAGCAGCACAGGAAACACACACCUGGAGGAGGUUUACAGACAACACAGCGAGGAGCUGGCCUCGCACCAGCGGGAGCUCGAGGUUUUGUCGCAGCAGUUCUCUCUGAAGUGUCUGGAGAACGUUCAUCUGGUUCAGGCUCUGGACGCUGAGAGGAAAGCUUUGUGUCAGUGCCAGCAGGAGAACCAGGACCUAAGGACCAGAAACCAGGAGUUGAGCGGUCACCUCGCAGCAGAGAUCACCAGACUUUGUUCUUUGGCGAAGCAGGACGACCUGCCACUCAGUCAGGGGAUGGACGUGUACGAAAUGGAAAUCACCCUGCGAGUGAAGGAUUCUGAGGUUCAGUGUUUGAAGCAGGAGAUCACGUCUCUGCGGGACGACCUGCAGUCAGCACAGAGGGACAAGAGGAAUGCCACAAAGAAGUACAAAGACAUGUACACGGAGCUGAGCAUCACGAGAGCUAAAACAGAGCGAGACAUGGAUGAGCUGAGAGAAAACCUGAGGCUGGCUCAUCACGCUCUGCACCAGGCUUCACCCUGAAAACGUCUAUUUCUACUUGUGUCUUCACUGUUGUUUUCUUCCUGAAGCUUUUCCCAUGAGAAAUGUAUUUAAAACAAAAUCUUAUUUUAUGUUCUAUUUACUAAAUCUACAAACGUUCAUCCACAACCUCACUUCACAUUCCUUUUUGUUUAAAGAUGUUUUUAUUGUCCGUCUCUGUUGUGGAUCAUUUAUUAACCUUUUUGACUCUGCCAUUUCUGCGGCAAUCGUCCUGUGAAAGUUAUUUUUAUAUUUCCCAGAUAAUAUCAUAAAAAGUGUUGUGUGUGUAUAUAUUUUAUCUGUACAGCCAUUUUAUUAUUGUGACACUUAAAUCUGAUACAAGUUUGUUGCUCUCACUCUCUUAUCCUAUGCUGUAUGUGUCAUUAAACUGGUCAAGUUUUUUGUUUUUUUUAUCAAUUAUUUAAAUUAAAGUCAUUUUUAAACAUUU
Messenger RNA from Centropristis striata (black sea bass), 5412 nucleotides. Its product is annotated as myosin phosphatase Rho-interacting protein-like. The transcript has 22 exons. Gene Ontology annotation, molecular function: actin filament binding. The record is from RefSeq and is a predicted model, not a curated record. NCBI's taxonomy places the organism in Eukaryota, Metazoa, Chordata, Actinopteri, Perciformes, Serranidae. Gene Ontology annotation, cellular component: actin cytoskeleton. Gene Ontology annotation, biological process: actin filament organization. Bases 63 to 4967 code for a protein of 1634 amino acids.